AUGACUUCGCAACAGCUUGCUACCGAAUUCCUCAGUUCGAUCACGAACCGCCGCACGAUCUACCAUCUGUCGAAGAAGCAGAUCCUUCCUGAUCCGCAGCUCAUCCAACUCAUCCAGCAGGCUGUGCGUGAGGCUCCUUCCUCGUUCAACGUGCAGAGCAGCCGCGUGGUGGUCCUGCUUGGCAAACAGCACGACAACUACUGGGGUCACAUUGUUCCCGAGGCGCUGCGUGUGACCAAGGGCGACAAAGCCGUCGAGGCCUCCAAGGGAAAGCUCGCGGGCUUUGCGGCGGGCACUGGCACUAUCCUCUUUUUCGAGGACGAAAACCUGAUCAAGGGCCAGCAAGAGGCGUUCCCUGCGUAUGCCACCGGCUUCCCUGUGUGGUCGAGCCAUGCGUCGGGCAUGGCGCAGAUCUAUACCUGGUCGCUCCUCGAGGCUGAGGGCUAUGGUGCGAACCUGCAGCACUACGGCAACCUCACCGGCGAGACGCUGAAGAAGGUGUACAGCCUGCCCGAGUCGUACCAGCUCCAGAGUGAGAUGGUGUUUGGCUACCCCGAGACGCCCGCGGGCGAAAAGGCGUACAUGGACGAUGACGAGCGCGUGCAGGUGUUCAAGUAG
Molecule: messenger RNA, 618 nt
Organism: Malassezia japonica
Lineage: Eukaryota; Fungi; Basidiomycota; Malasseziomycetes; Malasseziales; Malasseziaceae
Exons: 1
Coding region: 1-618 (205 amino acids)
Biological process (GO): cellular response to oxidative stress
Molecular function (GO): oxidoreductase activity
Source: RefSeq, a predicted model, not a curated record